UUUGGACUCGUCACGCGAUGUUUUCUCUCGGUCGGUUUCGGACUCGGUCUGUAACGUAAUGGGCACUUACAGUACUUGUGAUUGUGCGUUAUUUUACCCAACUGGCGGAUGGAGGAAAAAAUAUUCAAGAAUAUUCAAGGAAGAACUACUGAAGCGUAUAAAACUCCAUACUCCUCGACUCCAAAUUUCUAAACCUCUAACUCUACUGACAAUGACUGAUCCCACUCCUAGCUGUCAUCACUGCUACAGUGAAGGAUACCAUGUCGGUCCUUCAAAAGGUCACCAACCUUGCUUACGACAGGUUCUGAGCCGAUCCUCGGAACGAGAUAUAAACCACCUUGUGACGUUUUAUACUAACGUUUAAAGAAAAAGAACUGAAACCAUUUGACGUGGGAAGGCAUCAUAUGACAACAUUUGAAGCAGCUAUUAACAGCAAACCAUCCCUAGACUGCUGAAAACUGCACGGAAUCAGUGAAUAGCUCAACGCAAACAUUGCGCAACUGAAAUGGCCGCUGCAGAUGAACCAGAUGGGGAGGAAACCAGCGAACAAGCGUCGACUUUGGUACUACAAACAUUUAAUUCAAAUUUUCGUACAUUGUCGCAGGAAGACUCCUUGGAGGAGACCACUGAUCGAAACCCGCUGAAAAUAAUCUGCGUUGGAGAUUACACAGGUGGAGUUAGAACAAAGGGGGUCUUCAUAAGAGAUUAUCUCGGAAUGAAACCUACGUUUAGAAGUCGCUCUUUCACCUGCAUUGAUUUCUACUUGAAGAGAGUGAAAUGGCGACGGCCGGGCCACUUAAAAAGCAGCUAUUCUAUCGUGCUACAGCUCUGCGAAAUUUCUGAGAUGGAGCGAUUUUCUGCCAUGACCAAAGUGUACUUCAGACACAGCCAAGGAGCUUUGGUCUUUUGGGGACCUCAUAAUCCUUCGUCGCUUCAUGGAGCGGUACAGUGGAGGAAGAAGAUCAAGGAAGAGGUUUCCCUUCCGAUUCCGUGUGCACUUAUCACGGACAAUGCCGCGGAUUCGUGCUUGAAGUCAGUCACCUGGGUUGGGCCUGGAAAGAUAUUUGAGAGUGAGGUAGCACUGGAUCAUUUCUGUAAAGAUCACGGCUUUGUGGAUCAUUUCGAGAUCAAGUCACGCGACUGGGAAUCUGGUGAAAAAAGCGUUUUUGGACAAGCCGUGAAAUGCCUUCUUGACGAGAUUUUGCAGACCGAACAAAAAGAAGAGCAAACUUGGAUUUAACGCUGCGAUCUUCGAUCGCGUGCUAUAACGUGACAUUUGCGAUCAUUUACCGUAUCGUGACAUUUUUGUAAGAGUUAAAACUCGACCAAACAGCUCUAUGAGGAAAGCGUUUCAUUAAUAUCUGAUUUGUAACUCGUAUUAAACUGAUGUAAUUAAUCAAUUAUGAAAUUUCCAAAUAAAAUUCAAACCAAA
This is a messenger RNA of Orbicella faveolata, 1432 nucleotides long. Its product is annotated as ras-related protein Rab-38-like. Gene Ontology annotation, molecular function: GTP binding; GTPase activity. NCBI's taxonomy places the organism in Eukaryota, Metazoa, Cnidaria, Anthozoa, Scleractinia, Merulinidae. The record is from RefSeq and is a predicted model, not a curated record.